AUGAUUGCUACUGACACUACAAGUUCUGGAACAAGAUGUGAUGCAUGUAUUUUAUUGGAGUUGAUUUUAAAAUUUGAAUUUGUAUUUAAUCUACAUCUCAUGAGAAAGAUUUUGGAAAUUUCAAAUGAAUUGUCAAAAGCAUUACAAAGAAAAGAUCAAGAUAUUGUUAAUGCCAUGAGAUUGGUACAAUUAUGUAAAGCACGACUCCAAACCAUGAGAGAUGAUGAAUGGGAUUCUUUUUUUGGAAUGGUUUGUUCGUUCUGUGAAGCUCAUGAGAUAAAUGUUCUCAAUAUGGAUGAUAUGUUCGUAACUCUAGGUCGUUCACGACGUGAUACAGUGACAAAUUUGCAUUAUUUUCGUGUAAAAAUGUUUUAUGCCAUCAUUGAUAUGCAACUUCAAGAGCUGAAUGAUCGUUUUUCAGAGGUCAAUAGUGAGUUACUCCUUUGUGUUGCAUGUUUGUGUCCAAAUAAUUCAUUUGUCGCUUUUGACAAGAAUAAAGUGAUUCGACUAUGUCAGUAUUAUCUGGCAGAUUUUGACGCGACAGAUAUCUUGGAACUUGAUGAUCAACUAGAUACAUAUAUCUUUGACAUGCGCACUCACGAAGAUUUUGGAGAAUUACAAGACCUUAAUGAUCUUGCACAGAAGUUGGUUGCAAAAAAUAAACAUGAAGUUUAUCCAUUAGUUUACAAGCUUGUGAUAUUAGCCUUAGUCCUUCCCGUGGCUACUACUACAGUCGAGAAAGCAUUUUCUGCGAUGUCAAUUGUUAAAAAUCGUUUGCGCAAUCGAAUUGGGGAUCAAUGGUUGAAUGAUAGUUUGAUUGCAUAUAUUGAGAAGGAUGUAUUUGACAAUAUUGAAAAUGAUGUCAUUAUGGAACAUUAUCAAAAUAUGAGAACUCGUAGAGAACAAUUGUAA
Messenger RNA from Olea europaea var. sylvestris, 912 nucleotides. RefSeq lists its product as uncharacterized. The transcript has a single exon. Bases 1 to 912 code for a protein of 303 amino acids. Lineage: Eukaryota; Viridiplantae; Streptophyta; Magnoliopsida; Lamiales; Oleaceae. The record is from RefSeq and is a predicted model, not a curated record. Gene Ontology annotation, molecular function: protein dimerization activity.